AUGACCCCGACUAUCUGGAAGUACGGCGAACGCCAGAAGGCAGGGGCAAUGCUGGUUAAUUGGAUAAGCGAUGCGCGAGCCCAGGACUGUAAAGUCUCCAGAUCAAAGCUAACAGCUCAGGACCUCGAGUCUCGGGGCUAUACUAUCCGCUAUACCGGCAAAAGUCUGGAUUCAAAGUAUGUGGAACCGUUGUCCCAGGUGGGUCUUCCGACAGAAGGUGAAUCUUACCACCACAUGGAUAUCGAGGCACCCUUUGCAACCGGUAAGUUCAAAUUUGAAGCAUACAUUGGGGAGAGUUUGGUGAUUUUGGAAGACAUUGUUCGGGGAAAUCAUCCUUUUAUUUCUGAGAUUAGUCAAGCUUUAUAUGAAAGUAAGUUCGCAAUGGACAGUCUCAAGUACAUCAUGGUUUCUGACAUUAUCAAUACCGAUACAGUUGAAUUUGUUGAGCCAAGUCUGUACGAUGAGAGCGUCAAUGGUGACCCUUAUUUUUAUAACGAGUAUACCGGUAUGCGGACUUGGGAGUAUGAUACAGAUGAGUAUCAGGCAUUGCUUGGGACGCAAAUUGGUAAAAUUUCAGCAUCUUUCGUCCUGGGGGCGUUCACCAGGGGCACAAGGCGAAUUUCUCGAGUUGUUACUUGGAUCAACGACAGCCUUCUUUACAUGCGAUUUGAUAUUGAGUUUGUGCGCUAA
This is a messenger RNA of Penicillium pulvis, 690 nucleotides long. RefSeq lists its product as uncharacterized. NCBI's taxonomy places the organism in Eukaryota, Fungi, Ascomycota, Eurotiomycetes, Eurotiales, Aspergillaceae. The record is from RefSeq and is a predicted model, not a curated record. The transcript has a single exon. Bases 1 to 690 code for a protein of 229 amino acids.